GGAAACGAACAAGGCAAAUAAAAAUGUCAACAUACGAACCUCUCCGCCUGGUUUCAUACUUUAAAACAUUGAAGUAACAUUUUAGUAAGGAGAUAUUUCUCUGUUGUUGUUCUUAAAUGAAGCAGCAACAAUUACAUUGGAUUUGACUUAACUGGAUUCAGAUUUUAUAACCAUAGAAGUUUAGCCUAAGUCGAGAAAGCAGCCAUGUCGAACACGAAAUUUAACAGAGAAGCAGAAGUAUACACGAAAAAGAUAGACUCCCAAAAUGAUGAUGAGAUGAAGGCCUUAAAAAAAGAAUUAGAUGAGGUAUUCAAGCCACUCUUUAUCAAAAACGACAACAACCUGUCUCUAGUGAAGCUCAAGGAAGAACUCAAGGAGAGCGGGCUGCUAGCGAACAUCCGAGAAGAACGAAUUGAUAAGCUGUUAAAUGAUGCGGACAGGAACAAGGAUCAGAAGUUGAGCUAUUUCGAAUUUAGUAAGAUGUUCAUGUAUCAAUUGACCAAGAAGGAGCGAGAGUCAUUUCGGCGCGUCAUGAAGUCGGCCCUAGCGACCAUCAUACCCGUCAACAAGCGGGAGGAUUUCAUCGCCAACUACACAUGUUGUCCCCCGCCGAUAUUCAUCCCACUUAUCAGUAUUGUCGAGAUCGCUGUGUUCGUGUACUACGUGCUCGACAUGAAGAAACGAGGGUUUGAAACAACAGCGACCAGCGGCGUCCCCAUGUACAGCCCCCUUAUAUACCUCGCCAACCGACGCUAUGAGGCGUGGAGAUUUCUCUCCUACAUGCUCAUACACAAUGGGUAUUUGCACAUUACUUCUAAUGUCGUGAUUCAAAUGCUGUUUGGUCUACCGUUGGAAAUGAUCCAUAAGUGGUGGAGGGUCGCGAUUCUCUAUUUCCUAGGAGGUAUUACAGGUUGUCUGGCCAACUCUGUCGCCGACCUGAGGGUCAACCUGGCGGGUGCAAGUGGUGGUGUGUACGCUCUGAUUGGUGCUCAUAUUGCUGCCAUUAUUAUCAACUGGAGCGAGAUGAACUACCAUGCGAUGGAUAUAACCAACAGUAAGAAGAAGGUGUGUAUCAGCAUACUCCGAUUGGUACUCUGCGCACCUUUUAGGCUGGCUGCUAUAUUCGUAAUUGUUGUACCUGACACCGGUUUGGCCCUCUACCGGCGCUUCUCAGCGCCCGCCUCUAACAGAACUGGCGUCAUAGCCCACAUUGGGGGGCUCCAGACAGGUUUGCUUUUAGGCAUUUUAGUGCUGAAAAACUUGAACACUUCGACCUGGGAACGGUACCUUGGCUGGUUAUUUCUGUUGGCAUUUCUAUGCUUCUUCGUCUUUUGUUGUUUGGUGAACGGCUUCAUCAAGGAAUAUCCAGUUACCGACUGGAGCCCUUUGCAGUACUUUUAAUGAAGGAUAGCCUUCAAGCAUGAAGGCGACGCACGGUCAAGGCUGUUUGUGAAUCUCCUAGAGACUGGCUUGGUGGUGGGUUUCAAACAUCCCUUGACCCUAGCUUGUGUCUGAAGGGAAGAUGAGCUUGUUUAAUCAUUAACCCCUAAGAUGUCGCACAAUUAGAUUAACCCGUAGCGGACAAAAUAUUUCGAUCAACACUC
This is a messenger RNA of Physella acuta, 1604 nucleotides long. Its product is annotated as rhomboid-related protein 2. Gene Ontology annotation, cellular component: membrane. The record is from RefSeq and is a predicted model, not a curated record. Gene Ontology annotation, molecular function: serine-type endopeptidase activity; calcium ion binding. NCBI's taxonomy places the organism in Eukaryota, Metazoa, Mollusca, Gastropoda, Physidae.